Talpa occidentalis (Iberian mole) is the source of this 830-nucleotide messenger RNA. Its product is annotated as probable ribosome biogenesis protein RLP24. Gene Ontology annotation, biological process: ribosomal large subunit biogenesis. Bases 27 to 431 code for a protein of 134 amino acids. The transcript has a single exon. NCBI's taxonomy places the organism in Eukaryota, Metazoa, Chordata, Mammalia, Eulipotyphla, Talpidae. Gene Ontology annotation, cellular component: nucleolus. The record is from RefSeq and is a predicted model, not a curated record.
GUUCAUGGUACCCACGCGGGUUCAAAAUGCGUAUCGAGAAGUGUUAUUUCUGUUCGGGGCCCAUCUACCCCUGCCACGGCAUGAUGUUCGACCGCAACGACUGCAAGGUAUUCAGAUUCUGUAAAUUCAAGUGUCAUAAAAACUUUAAAAAGAAGCGCAAUCCUAGAAAAGUUAGGUGGACGAAAGCAUUCCGGAAAGCAGCUGGUAAAGAGCUUACAGUGGAUAAUUCAUUUGAAUUUGAAAAACGUAGAAAUGAACCUGUCAAAUACCAGCGAGAGCUGUGGAAUAAAACUAUUGAUGCAAUGAAGAGAGUUGAAGAGAUCAAACAGAAACGCCAAGCUAAAUUUAUAAUGAACAGGUUAAAGAAAAAUAAAGAACUACAGAAAGUUCAGGACAUCAAAGAAGUCAAGCAAAACAUCCAUCUUAUCUGAGCCCAUCUUGCAGGUAAAGGAAAGCAGCUGGAAGAAAAAAUGGUGCAGAAAUUACAAGAAGAUGUGGACAUGGAAGAUGCUUCUUAAAAACCUUACUGAAGCAUUUUUCAAAAGUGCAUUUGAAAACCUCCUUUGGAGACUUAGAAUUUCUAAAUUAUUGAUUUAUUUUUUAUGGUCACUCAACUGAAAGAUGAUUAAAAAUACAUCUACAUUGCUAUCUGGAAAACAUCAGUUAUGAAUUCUAUACUCAUCUCACUGUUAAUCCUUCUCUGAUAAAUAUUCUCAUGUAAUUAUGAAAAUUCAGUUUGAGAUUACAGAAGUGAAUUGUGGGUGGACAUGCCAUUUGUAUAACAGCACUAGCAGCAUUUGUGUAAUAAUUGAUGACAGAAAUUUCAUGGC